Messenger RNA from Hordeum vulgare subsp. vulgare (domesticated barley), 3664 nucleotides. RefSeq lists its product as uncharacterized. The coding region runs from base 338 to 3433 and encodes 1031 amino acids. The record is from RefSeq and is a predicted model, not a curated record. The transcript is spliced from 13 exons. NCBI's taxonomy places the organism in Eukaryota, Viridiplantae, Streptophyta, Magnoliopsida, Poales, Poaceae.
CUCGCACUCGCACUCGCACUCGCACUGCACAGACAGCCAGAUCCAGAGCGGCACCGGCACCAGCGCCACUGCCAGUACCGGUGCCAGUGUGCCAGUGCUUCUCUUCUUCUCCUGUCUGUGCCACCUUCCCUCCAUCCAUCACCCAGCAUUCCAUUCCAUUCCUCGUACUUCCUAGUGGUAGGCCGCCCAAGUCGAGCCCCACCAACGUAGGUUUUUUUGGAAGUACGAGGGAGAUCCGGCGGCCCCCAUCGGUUGGUCGGCGGCGUCGGAGGGAAAGGGCUUUCUAUCUAUACCGUGCGCGAGGUGACCGUGCCCCCGCGCGCGGCCGCAGGCGCCGAUGCUCUCGCGGCGGCGCAUCCCUAGUGCUCCUCCAAUGGCGGCGUCCUACCCGGCCAGGCCCGUCCAACACCGGGAGGACGGCGUGUACAACUACGACUACGCGGGUGGCGGCCGCGGGCGUGGCCUCGACGGCGGGUACGGCUACUACCACCCCGGCAACGGCGGCGGGCGCGGGGGCUGGGGCAGGGCCGGCUACCACGACCGCGGGAACGGCUACGGGGGCGGCGGCGACGGGGGGUUCCAGCACUACGGCGUGCCCGGCAACGGCGUGGGCGUGGGCAUGGGCCACCCGCUGCCGCUGGCGGCGGGGCUGCCGGUGGCGACGACGAGCUACCUGCACCCGCACGCGCACGGCCUAGGCUGGGUCCCGGACGAGCUCCCGCGCCGGGUAAUGCCGGUUGCGCCGCCGCCGCCGCCCCCGUUCCUCCCGCCGCCGCUGCGGGCCGCGGAGGCGGCCGCGCGCGAGGUGCUGCUGCGGCUGCACCCGACGGAGGAGGCGGAGCGGCGCCGGCACAAGAUCAUCGACUACGCCAAGAACCUCAUCGGCACCACCUUCGGCUGCGAGGUGUUCGCGUUUGGGUCGGUACCGCUGAAAACGUACCUCCCCGAUGGUGAUGUCGACAUCACCAUACUGACGAACGUCAACCUGGACAACAACUUCGUCCAAGACGUUUGUUGCUUGCUGGCAGCCGAACAGAGCAACGAGGCUGCUGAGUUUGCGCUGAAGGAGAUUCAGGUCAUCAACGCUAAGGUCAAGAUAAUCAAAUGUGUUAUCGACAACCUUGUGAUGGACAUCUCAUUCAACCAAGUCGGCGGUGUGUCCACGCUCUGUUUUCUUGAGAUGGCCAACAAGGAGAUCGGCAAGGACCAUCUAUUCAAGCGGAGCAUCAUCUUGAUCAAGGCUUGGUGUUACCACGAGGGUAACAUCCAUGGAUCCAACCAUUGGUUGAUGUCUACGUACGCAUUGGAGGUGUUAAUCUUAUACAUCUUCAACCUGUUCCACACCGUUUUACAUGGCCCUUUGCAGGCCCUGUACAAGUUUUUGGAGUACUAUAGCAAGUUUGAUUGGGACAACCAGUGCCUUACUUUAAAUGGCCCUGUCCCCUUGUCAUCCCUGCGCAACUACACCGCUGGGCCUACUGGCUCAAAUGAGGAAUUACUGCUGAGCAAGGAGCCCCUCGAGCCCUCACUGCGUAGACUUUUUGACCUUCCAGCAGGUUCUGAUGGGCGUGGCCCAGAAUUCCGUCUGAAGUAUCUGAACAUUAUUGACCCCUUGAAGGGGGGUAAUAACCUCGGCACAAGUAUCAGCGAAGCAAACUCUCGUGUCAUACGGGACGCCUUUGCAGCUGGUGCAGAAAAGCUCGGACAAAUUCUCAAGCUGCCUUGUGAACUUAUUGCCGAACAAGUGUAUGUGUUCUUCACACACACGCUGGGCAAGCAUGGACGGGGCGAAAGGCAGGACCUUGGCGAAAGUGUGUCCCAAUCCAUGCCUGAUCCAAGAAAUGCACGUGGCCAAGAUGUGUCCAGCUUGGGAGUUUCUUGCAUGGAUGAGGAUGAAAAGAGAAUACAUCGGAUCCCAGGUUUAACCAACUUCAGGAGCCACUCCGAUUCGUCCUCCUCCUUGAAGAAUGGCCAGGAUGUUUCUGGUUCUAACCCUGUUAAUGGGUCAAACCAGACUGAUGUCCAACAAGAAAAGGUGCGACUGACGACUCAUUUCACACCGAUGAACUUACUGGACCUCUCAGGGCAUGUGAAUUUACACAUGACAUGCCUACGGAGUGUUCAGUACAACUUGGAGGCCCUGUAUGAUAAGCUCCUUAGGUCGGCCAUAGAAGCAUCUUCAGCUGGUGUACUGGAUGAGGAACGGUUUGUAGUUCCAAUCCUGCGCCCUGAUCCGAGGCCAUCUCCAUGCCCGCGGAUGCCUCCAGUUAGUUCUUCUGUCGGCACAGGAGCUGUUCCUCAGCAACCGAUCACUGAGGUCCAAGUUCAAUUGGGUUAUCAGUCGACGCCUCGGACGCACAUUCCACCCAACGGAUUGUCGGGAUAUCCACCUUUUGCUGGUCCUUGGUUUCCAAACACGGAGGACAUGUCUCUGGCUUAUGGAGCUACCACUUACAUGCAUGACAUGAACUAUUCGGUGCCUCUCGGAAUAGAUGCUCUCUCGAGCGGGAUGCCAUUCUAUCCACCUAUGUGGGGUUUUCGUCAGUCACGUGGAACCGGCACAUACAUCCCCAGAACAGGUUGGGACAGCAACAGGGACAAGUGGAACGAUAGGGGAAGGAUGCAAAGGCAGAGACAAUCAGACCGGGGUUACGGAGACAGGAGGCCGGAUGUCGGCUCAAGCAAUGGGCACGCUACCGCCGCAAGCGUAGCAGGACAGACACCGCCGAUGCGAGGCAAUCCACACCAGGGUGCCUCUUCAAGCAACAAUGAUCAGAGGUUUGAGAAUGGGUGGGUGGCGACGCGGAUGCCACCGAGGAUCACGGUUCCUCGAAACGGCUGCGGCAGUCAGCCCUCUUCACCUGUUGUGGUGGUCACACCUGCCGUCACAAUGGUCAAUGGCCAGUCGGUCACCGCGGAGCAGCAUGAGAACUUGGAGUUCGGAACCAUGGGGCCCUUCUCGGUGGCUCGUCAAAACUCUGUGUUCGAUGAACAAUUCCCUGCUCUCCAGGAAACAAUCAGGCAGGGACAACAAGGCCCGCAGAGGAGCCCCCCCAAGCCGGGCGUAGGUGCAUCCCCCAGGAGCUGGCCUGCAGAAGCCCCUGGGUCAGCAGUGCAAAGCCCUAGGCCCGGUGUGGCUAUGAGCCAAAGCUGGCCCAACCUGCCGGCGCAAAGCCCCAGGCCUGUUGUGCGUACAAUCCAGAGCUGGCCCAACAUGCCGUCCCCCAGGCCCUUUGUGGGUGUGACCCAGAACCGGCCCGCAGAAUCCCCCACUGCCUCCACAUCGCAGAGCCCUAGGCCCGGUCCCAUUGCGGCCCAAGACAGGGCUGCCCGGCCUUACCAGCUGCAAGACGACGCUGACUUCCCUCCCCUGGAGACCGAGAACUCGUACGAUGCUGACUUCCCUCCUCUCCAAGCCGCGGUCGGUCGCUGACAUGGCGCUCGCGGUCGCAGCACAUGGUAGAGUUGAGAUGACAUACAACUAAUCGUGACGGUGCAAGGGGAGAGCUUAACUUCAUUACUUGGUUGAGGAGAUAGUGUGUGCUCGAGGAGAUGGAGCAGGAUUUUCGUCCGGCGGCAUAAACAAACAGUUUGGAUUAUUGAUGCUAUUCGUGGUGAUGGCAUGUUAUCUGUGUGUUGUAAAAGCUCUAAUAAUUCCGGUGCC